AUGAUAAAGUGCAGAGAAGAACAAAAACUUGAAUGCGUGAAAGAGUGGUGGGCGGCGAGAUUGACGAAUUCAUCGCCAACCAUCGUGAUUCUCAUUGUCGUAAUGUUCGCGGCGAUCCAGCGAUUUUUUUCCACAUCGCUCUUGGCGAUUCUACUCGUCUCGCCGAACGUCGAGCCGAAAGCUGCUUAUCUACGUGAUCGUCCACGUGGCCUAGGGCUUCUCCAGCUUCCCACCGGUAUCUCCGAUGAGCGUUCCGGACCACUCUUCCCAGGCUUGUACAUUGCCGGAAAUAAGGUUGGAGAGAAGCCGCAAACGGUUCCCGAUGUUCAUUUGCCUGGUCAGCCGGCAACGUUCUCUGGAAGAUCGGCGUUCAACCCGUUCACCCAUAUGGUCGCUGCGACCUUCGCCGAAGAUUUGUCGGAUUCUUGGGGAACCGGAUUCGCUGUCAACGGUGUCAACAAUUAUGGGCUCAACGUUCGCAAAAAUUUCGACGCCUACGCGGAUGUGCCAUUGAAUCUCAACGAUGGAAUGUAUCAGCCGUUUCUCACCGCGUUCACCACCGGCAUUGAGUUCGACAUUGACAAGAUCAAAGAGGUCGCCGGAAGCGCUGACAUUCCGCUGCCGGGCGUCAACGAGAUAUUCGAUAUUGACGGAAGAAUUGUCGAUAAGAGUGAGUUCUCUGGUCGCGGUAUCAUCAAUGGCGCGCUGGAAUUCCCGCUGACGCUAUCGGACCCGAACGAGCGCGCGCCAUACACGUUCAAAUACGCGAUUUGGGCUCCCGAUCGUCAUAUGCAAUACGGACACGUGGUGCCGAAUGUGAAUUUGUUCGUCGUCGGCAAAGACAAGAUAAUGGAGCGUCUCGCGCAGAAUCGCCUCAAUCCAACAAUGAUCGGCUAA
This is a messenger RNA of Caenorhabditis bovis, 897 nucleotides long. The record is from the annotation of a GenBank genome assembly. Lineage: Eukaryota; Metazoa; Nematoda; Chromadorea; Rhabditida; Rhabditidae.